Molecule: messenger RNA, 534 nt
Organism: Drosophila obscura
Lineage: Eukaryota; Metazoa; Arthropoda; Insecta; Diptera; Drosophilidae
Gene: Ilp1
Product: probable insulin-like peptide 1
Exons: 1
Coding region: 40-462 (140 amino acids)
Cellular component (GO): extracellular region
Molecular function (GO): hormone activity
Source: RefSeq, a predicted model, not a curated record
GCCAUCAAACAGCCAAAACAGACUCCGCAAGCCACAAGGAUGUCGGGCAAGGACACAAGUGCAAUGGCAGCACAGGUACAGGUGCAGGUGCCCAGGCGACGAUGGCCGCUCCUCAUCAUGCUGAUCUUCCUGGCCGCCGUCCAGGGCCAUGGCCAUGUCCAUCAGCUGCAGCAGGGCAGCCACAAGCUGUGCGGCCAGGCCCUGUCCGAUGCCAUGGACGUGGUCUGUGCCCACGGCUACAACACACUGCCGCAGAAGCGAAGCUCCGCACUGGACGAUGCCAUGGAUGCACCACCAUCCGAGUAUGCCCUGAGUCCGCUGCUGUCCAGCCUCUAUGGGGCAGAGGUGCUCAUCCAGACGCGACGUCACAGGAGACAGCGGUCAUCGGGUGGCGUCUACGAUGAGUGCUGUGUGUACUCUUGCCGCUACGAGGAGUUGGCCUCCUACUGCCUGCCCAAAUAGAGAGAGCCACACGCAAACACUCACACUCCCAUACAUACAUACAUACAGACAUACAUACAUACAGAUACACAU